Molecule: messenger RNA, 1284 nt
Organism: Ogataea philodendri
Lineage: Eukaryota; Fungi; Ascomycota; Pichiomycetes; Pichiales; Pichiaceae
Exons: 1
Coding region: 1-1284 (427 amino acids)
Biological process (GO): carbohydrate metabolic process; GDP-mannose biosynthetic process
Cellular component (GO): cytosol
Molecular function (GO): zinc ion binding; mannose-6-phosphate isomerase activity
Source: RefSeq, a predicted model, not a curated record
AUGACCACCUCACCAAAACUCUUCAGAGUCAUCGGAGGCGCCCAGAACUACGACUGGGGUAAGCUUGGAUCCUCCUCUGCCGUUGCUCGGUUUGCCAAGCUCAACGACCCGGAAACCGUCGUUAUUGAUGAAGAAAAGCCGUACGCAGAGCUGUGGAUGGGAACCCAUCCUUCUGUGCCAACUGUUCUUCCAGACAGCAACAGAAAGGCUCUGAGAGAGUUGGUGACCGAGUUCCCAGAGGAGACUCUUGGUCCAGACAUCAUUGCUAAGUUUGGCUCCAAGGAAGGUAUUCCAUUCUUGUUCAAGGUGCUUUCUAUUCGUAAGGUGCUGUCUAUCCAGGCCCACCCCGAUAAGACCUUGGCCAAGCAGCUGCACGCGUCCGACCCGAAGCACUACCCAGACGACAACCACAAGCCGGAGAUGGCCGUUGCUAUCACCGACUUCGAGGCGUUCUGUGGAUUCAAGCCUCUGGCACAAAUCGAUGAGCUGUUGCAGAAAAUUCCAGAGUUCAAGGAACUCGUGGGAGCUGAUGUGACCGAGGAAUUCCACUCUGGUAUUGCUUCUGCGGACGUUGCUGGCAAGAAGAAGCUGCUGCAAAAAGUAUUCAGCCGUGUGAUGAACAGCCCAGAGUCCAAGUUCGAGCCUUUGGCUGCCAGCAUUGUCAAGAAGACCAAGUCCGACCCUGCCCUGUUUGGCGAGACUUUAGCCGACCUGAUCCAAAGACUGGACGCCCAGUUCCCGAACGACAUUGGUCUCUUCUGCGGUUGCUUGAUGUUGAACCACUGCACGCUCAAGUCUGGUGAAGCUAUCUUUUUGGAAGCCAAGGACCCCCACGCGUACAUCUCCGGAGAUAUUAUGGAGUGCAUGGCUGCUUCCGACAACGUGAUCCGUGCUGGAUUCACUCCAAAGUUCAAGGACGUUGACGUGCUCGUGGACUGUCUUACUUACUCGUUCAACCCUGUUGAGGAGCAGAAGCUCAAGCCUGCCCCAUUCCCAAGAGGAUCUGGGGACGCCAAGUUGAACUUGUACGACCCACCUAUCGACGAGUUCAGUGUUCUCCAAACCGCCUUCUCCACGCCGGGUUCCGAGAAGUUCGAAGGACUGGAAGGUCCUUCUCUCUUGAUCGUUACCGAAGGUAAGGGGAAGAUCAAGCUGCAGGGAUCCGAGACCGCUUUGGACGCUUCCACCGGAAAUAUCUUCUUUAUUGCGCCAAAGGCUCCUGUCGAGCUCAUUUCCGAGUCGAACACUCCAUUCACAUCGUACCGUGCUUAUUGCGAAGCUUGA